AUGAGUUUCCGCGCAUUAGUCGUUGGCGGGACUAGCGGUAUUGGCCACGGCAUCGCUUUGGCUCUAGCAAAGCGCGGCGACGUGCAAGUAACGAUAGCGGGAAGAUCGGUAGCGAGGGGUCAUGAAAUCGUCGAGCAAAUGUCAGCUUUAUCACCUUCGCAAACACAUCGAUUUGUUUCCGUUGACGCCUUUGAUCUCCAAAGUGUCCGGAAGCUGGCAAUCCAGAACGACCCCAAAGAUAUUGAUAUUCUCGUCAUGACUCAAGGAAUGGCAACAAUACAAGGAUACACUCCUACAAGAGACGGCCUCGACCAGAAACUACAACUUCAUUAUUUUUCACGAUUCUUUCUUGCUAGCCUCUUCGCAAAGAGUAUGAAACCGAACUCACGAAUAUUCACGGUUCUAUCUGCGGGCGUUCACGGAAAGUUUCAACAUCUGGAAGACGAUUUUGAACUGAAAAAUACCUAUUCGAUCAAAAAUGCAGCAGACGCGGCUGGUUUUUAUCUGGAUGCUGGAAUGGAAGCAAUCGCGAAUGACUGUCCAUCUCUUGCAGUAGCUCAUGCCGGCCCCGGAUUUGUGAAUACGAAUUGGGGCGCGGAAAUGCCAGCGUGGAUCCGAGCUCCGUUGCGCCCCCUCCAGCGAAUAUUCGGCAAGAGCGCCGAAGACUGCGGAGAAACGAUGACAAUGGCGCUGUUGAGGCUACCGACGGGUUAUUCAUUGAUUGACGAAAAUGGCAAAACCAUUGAAAAUGGGAUCAAACACACACGUGCUGAGCGAGACGCUAUCGUUCAGAAGACUAUGCUGUUGUUACCAGAUGUGUGA
Molecule: messenger RNA, 822 nt
Organism: Phaeodactylum tricornutum CCAP 1055/1
Lineage: Eukaryota; Bacillariophyta; Bacillariophyceae; Surirellales; Neidiaceae
Exons: 1
Coding region: 1-822 (273 amino acids)
Source: RefSeq, a predicted model, not a curated record